UAUAUAACUGCAAAGGGCGACUCUGAGGUGUUCGAUCAGGAAGUUCUGAACGCAAGACGUGCUGAGAAACUCCUCCGCCAUGGCACCAAAGAAAGCGAAGAAGAAGACCGCCGAGGCAAGCUCCAAUGUCUUCAGCAUGUUUGAGCAGUCACAGAUCCAGGAGUUCAAGGAGGCCUUCACCAUCAUGGACCAGAACAGAGAUGGCUUCAUUGACAAGGGGGACCUGAGAGACACAUACGCUGCUCUGGGUCGUCUCAACGUUGGCAAUGAUGAGCUGGAUGAGAUGAUGAAAGAGGCUCCCGGCCCCAUCAACUUUACCAUCUUCCUAGCUAUGUUCGGCGAGAAGCUCAAAGGUACUGACCCUGAGGAAACCAUUCUCAACGCAUUCAAGAUCUUUGACCCUGAAGGAACAGGCGUCCUGAGAGGAGACGACAUCAAAUACCACCUUAUGUCUCAGGCAGACAAGUUCACCGAGGAAGAGGUAAACCAGAUGUUCACAAACUUUCCCCUGGACGUUGCUGGAAACCUGGAUUACAAGAACCUGUGCUACAUUAUCACCCAUGGAGAGGAAAAGGAGCAGGAGGAGUGAAACAGCCAAAGACAACCCUCAACCCUCAUCACCUGUCAAUCACAUGUCAUGUCCUCUGAGAUUCAACUGAACACCAUCACAUUUCAUCUUCAUUCACCCACAGUUUUAAUUAAACUUUCAUAAGAGUCCUGUGUUCAUUGGUACUGUAUCACCUAGUUUGUAUGGCAUUUAAAGGAACAAUGUGUACGAUUUAGUGGCAUCUAGUGGUGAGGUUGCAGAGUGCAACAA
Messenger RNA from Thunnus maccoyii (southern bluefin tuna), 817 nucleotides. RefSeq names its product myosin, light chain 10, regulatory (gene myl10). The transcript has 7 exons. The record is from RefSeq and is a predicted model, not a curated record. The coding region runs from base 80 to 589 and encodes 169 amino acids. Gene Ontology annotation, cellular component: cytoplasm; mitochondrion. NCBI's taxonomy places the organism in Eukaryota, Metazoa, Chordata, Actinopteri, Scombriformes, Scombridae. Gene Ontology annotation, molecular function: calcium ion binding.